AUGACUGGUCAAACAAAUGUGCACAAGAACUCUUCCUCUCCUGAUUUACAUCCAAAUUUAGCAAUUAAGACACCAAGUGAAAAUGAAUUGGAAUCUGCAGACAAUUGUGGGAGUAGAGCUUUGUCUGUGUGUGAUGAUACCUCCUCUGAGCUGCAAAGAGUUAUUUCCCAAGAUAAUGGUGAUGUGGUGUCACGAGCAUCUUUUAGAGGGAGAGGUGCAUUGUCCAGGAUAGUGCGCUUAGUAGUGGUCUUACGAGAAUGGGCCCACAGAAGCCUGCAUGAUCAAGAACAAAGACCUGAUUCCUUUCUGGACAGAUUUCGAGGACCUGAACUUCAAAACACAGAAGGUAAUUCUGGAAAAGAGAAACAAGAUCCAGGCACAAAUGCUCAAAACAAGAGAAGUCACCAUUUGAAGAUAUCUGAAAGGCUUGUAGUUGACCCCUCUGGAAAAUGGUACUACCGUUGGCUUCUUGUAAUUUCAUUACCUGUGUUAUAUAACUGGUUUUUACUAGUUGUCAGGGCGUGUUUUAAUGACCUUCAGACCAGUUAUAUUAUAGUGUGGCUCACACUGGAUUAUGUUUCUGACAUCAUAUACAUCAUUGAUAUAAUUAUUCGAUUUCGCACAGGAUUCUUAGAGCAAGGACUACUUGUCAGAGAUCCCAAGAUGCUCAGUGACAGUUAUAUACAAACCUUGCAGUUCAAAUUAGAUGUCAUCUCUAUACUUCCCACAGACUUGGGUUACCUUGGGCUUGGGAUUCACCGCCCAGAGCUUCGCUUUAACCGAUUACUACAUUUCCCACGCAUGUUUGAAUGUUUUGACCAGACUGAGACUCGAACUAGUUAUCCAAACAUUUUCAGAAUAUUCAAUCUAGUGCUAUACAUUCUACUCAUUAUCCACUGGAAUGCUUGCAUUUAUUAUGCUAUAUCUAAAGCAAUUGGUUUUGGUGUGGACACAUGGGUUUACCCUAAUGUUACUGAUCCUGCCUAUGGUUAUCUGACACGUGAAUAUGUCUACUGUUUAUACUGGUCUACUUUAACACUCACUACAAUUGGAGAAACCCCUCCUCCAGUCACAGACACAGAGUACCUUUUCGUCAUCUUUGACUUUUUGGUUGGUGUUUUGAUCUUUGCUACUAUUGUAGGAAAUGUUGGUUCUAUGAUCUCGAACAUGAAUGCAACCAGGGCUGAGUUUCAGGCUAAAAUAGAUGCUAUAAAACACUAUAUGCAAUUUAGAAAGGUAAGCAAAGAUUUGGAGGCCAAAGUUAUCAGGUGGUUUGAUUACCUUUGGACCAACAAAAAGACAGUAGAUGAAAGAGAAGUGCUGAAAAAUCUGCCUGACAAACUUAGGGCUGAGAUUGCAAUAAAUGUUCAUCUGGAGACACUAAGGAAGGUACGCAUUUUUCAAAAUUGUGAAGCAGGCCUCCUAGUGGAGUUGGUUCUUAAACUGAGACCUCAGGUUUUCAGCCCAGGAGAUUACAUCUGUCGGAAAGGGGAUAUAGGUCGGGAAAUGUACAUAAUCAAGGAAGGAAAACUAGCUGUUGUUGGGGAAGAUGGAAUUACUCAAUAUGCUAUUUUAACUUCAGGGAGUUGCUUUGGUGAGAUUAGUAUUUUAAAUAUUGAAGGGAGCAAGAUGGGCAACCGCCGGACAGCUAGCAUUCGUAGCCUUGGUUACUCUGACCUUUUCUGCCUUUCAAAAGAUGAUCUAAUGGAGGCAUUAGUAGAAUAUCCAGAUGCUAAAAAGAUUCUUGAAGAAAGAGGAAAAGAAAUACUUGUAAAAGAGGGCCUACUUGAUGAAACAAAGGAGAAAAAUGCAAUGAAUGGAAAAUCUACAGAAGAGAAAUUAGAGCUCCUAGAGUCCAAUUUGGACAUGCUGCACACUCGAUUUGCCCGUUUGCUUCGAGAAUAUAGUGAUGCGCAGCAGAACCUCAAACAAAGGGUCACUUUUUUAGAGGGAAGAUUAAAAGACUUACAAGGUGGUGAGAUAUCCUCAGAUGACAUGGAGGGAAAAAGUGAUGCCUAA
Molecule: messenger RNA, 2019 nt
Organism: Bufo bufo (common toad)
Lineage: Eukaryota; Metazoa; Chordata; Amphibia; Anura; Bufonidae
Product: cyclic nucleotide-gated olfactory channel-like
Exons: 7
Coding region: 1-2019 (672 amino acids)
Biological process (GO): potassium ion transport; monoatomic cation transmembrane transport
Cellular component (GO): intracellular cyclic nucleotide activated cation channel complex; plasma membrane
Molecular function (GO): protein-containing complex binding; intracellularly cGMP-activated cation channel activity; cGMP binding
Source: RefSeq, a predicted model, not a curated record